Messenger RNA from Vicugna pacos (alpaca), 704 nucleotides. Lineage: Eukaryota; Metazoa; Chordata; Mammalia; Artiodactyla; Camelidae. The record is from RefSeq and is a predicted model, not a curated record.
GCUCGAGCGGAUACUGGACCGGUGGGCUCUGCGCAGUGCAUCCUGGGUCGGCGUAGCCAUGGCGGCUCGUGUCCUUUGCGCCUGUGUCCGCCGAUUGCCCGCGGCCUUCGCGCCACUGCCCAGACUUCCUACGCUGGCCGCCGCCCGGGCGCUCAGCACCAGCCUGUUCCCCGCGGGGUCCCGGACCAGGCCUGGGGCUCCGCAGCCGGCCUUGGUGUUCGCGCAGGUUCCAGGUGGAGUGACGCAACUGUGCCGCCAGUAUAGCGACGCACCCCCUUUGACACUAGAGGGAAUCAAGGACCGUGUUCUUUACGUCUUGAAACUUUAUGACAAGAUUGACCCAGAAAAGCUCUCGGUAAAUUCCCAUUUUAUGAAAGACCUGGGCUUAGACAGUUUGGACCAAGUGGAGAUUAUCAUGGCCAUGGAGGACGAAUUUGGGUUUGAAAUUCCUGAUAUAGAUGCGGAGAAGUUAAUGUGCCCACAAGAAAUUGUAGAUUACAUUGCAGAUAAGAAAGAUGUAUACGAAUAAAAUAACAGAGCCCUUUUCAUUCCUGAGAGAAGACUCGGAAGAUGCUGGCAAGCGUCUGCAAGUGAGAACGCAUUUGUGCAGCACUGCUGACUUGGACAGAGGGGUUCUGUUCAGACUUGUAUUUAAGUUGUCUUAAGUGUUUUUGCCCUUUGAAAAUAAAUCUAUAAAACCAACA